GUGAACCUCUGACACCACAGGUAUUAAUGUUAUAACGCCUCAAGGCAACCUUCGUCAUUAUUAGGGCUGGCCAAAAAUCCGUUCUCAAGUAUGCGGACCAACAUUAUAUAUGCUGCACUAUUCGCAGCUCUCUCAUCGGCCUCUUCAGGUGCCAAUGAUGGAUCUGACGAAGAGUGUGAAGUCAAUACGGAACUCGUUUUUGAUUGGGAUCAUGUGUAUUUCGGUCAAGGGGCAGUACCGGGUCCCGAUAAUGGUAUCCCCUGGACCGCCCCAGCACCAAAUGGCAUGAACUCCCCUCCCGUUCAAGCUAUCAGCAAGGGCAGUGAUGAUAAUGGUAACCCCUGGACGAAAUCUGUGCCCAGCGACCGAACCAUCACCUUGACCACAACUUGGACGGAGCCCUGCUCGACAGGAUAUACCACCAUGACGACGAUUGUGACCACCACUCACUGUGGUUGCACCGAAACUCCUGUCCCAACCAUCUCCAUGAAGACAGUCACUAUUACACCGUCACCUGGGUGGCCUUUCAGCCAACCCAUCACCUGUACGAUCCCAGUACCUCCAACGACAUCUGGAACAUUUUCGUCUUCAAACAAUGGCUGGGGAUCUCGAACGGGCUCUCCCGCAUCCGGCAGCACAUCCUCUUCGGCACCUCCUAGCAGUCACGGUUGGCCUUCCUCCUCGUCAUCCAAUGGACAGCCGGUCUCUACCUCUACCGGGGCCACAACAGUGGGAAGCAGCAGCAGCUCCGGAUGGCCAACGUCAAGCUCGGUUGGCUCGACUACAAUAACUUCGAGCACGAGCUCGCAAUCUUCGUCCGCAAGCACAACCUCAACAAGCACCAGCCCUCUACCUACCGUCAGUGGCGCUCGCAACGUGGGUUACUACGUUAACUGGGCGAUCUAUGCAAGGAAUUUCACCGUGCAAGACUUGCAGACUCAAUUCCUGACUCACGUUUUGUACGCUUUUGCCAAGGUCGAUCCUGCUUCUGGGAACGUCCUCUUGAGCGACACAUGGGCGGACACCGACAAACCAUGGCCUGGUGACGACACCAGCGCCACGGGUCUGAACCUAUUCGGCAACCUCAAGCAGCUGUAUCUGCGCAAAAUCCAAAAUCGCAAUUUGAAGACGUUGCUUUCCAUCGGAGGCUGGACGUUUUCUCCCAGUUUCGCAACCGCAACCAGCACCGAACAAGGUCGCCAAAACUUCGCCAACAGUGCCGUGACGCUGCUUCAAGACUUGGGCUUCGACGGCAUCGACAUCGACUGGGAGUAUCCCGCCGAUGCGACGCAAGCGGCCAAUUUUGUCUCGUUACUCCAGACGCUUCGUGCAGCUCUCGACGCGUCGUCCACGAGAAACAACCAGACACGGUUUUUGAUGUCGGUGGCCGUCUCUGCGGGUCCGGACAAGUACAACGUGCUCGACGUCCCAGGGAUGGAUGCCUCCCUAGAUUUCUGGAACUUGAUGGCCUACGACUUUAUCGUUUCCAACUCCAAUGUCACCGCUUUCCAAGACAACCUUUACCCGUCGGUCAACCAUCCACUGUCGACCCCCUUCAACGCCAACGACGCCGUCGACGCCUACCUCGAAAAGGGGGUCGACCGAUCCAGGUUGGUUUUGGGAAUGCCACUGUACGGUCGGUCAUUUCUCAACUCGACCGGUCCCGGUUCGCCUUGUCUCCCGGAUCCAAACGGCUCUUGGGAACCCGGGGUUUGGGAUUUCAAGGUUCUACCCAAGGCGGGCGCGUCCGAAUUCUUCGACCCUCGAGCCAUCGCCUCUUACAGCUUCGACAACGCCACGGGCAACUUCAUCACCUAUGACACCUUCGACACGGUCAGGCUCUACAAGGCCGGGUACGUCCUGAACAAGGGGCUGGGUGGUGGCAUGUGGUGGGAGACCAGCGCCGACAGGCCCAUCGGGCAAGGGUCCCUGAUCGAAGCCUUUUUGCGUGAAUUCAUCCUCCUCGACGAGGUUCAGAUAGUCGAGAACGAGUUGUCCUACCCCGAGAGCAAGUAUGUCAAUUUGAGGGCCGGGAUGGUCUCUUCUGAUUAGGUGGAUUUUGUUUUUUCGGGAAUUAAUUUUUAGAAUAUUAUUCUGUGGCAUGAAUACUGGAAAUAUUUUUGGAAGUUCUUGCUCGUCAUUCUAAAAAUCAACUGUCAUUGCUGUGCAAUGCCUUCGGAAAGAGAGACGUAUCUCAUUGUCCACUUUUAAAGUAUGACGUUCGUUAGUAC
Messenger RNA from Exophiala oligosperma, 2231 nucleotides. RefSeq lists its product as uncharacterized. Gene Ontology annotation, biological process: chitin catabolic process; carbohydrate metabolic process. NCBI's taxonomy places the organism in Eukaryota, Fungi, Ascomycota, Eurotiomycetes, Chaetothyriales, Herpotrichiellaceae. The record is from RefSeq and is a predicted model, not a curated record. Bases 91 to 2052 code for a protein of 653 amino acids. Gene Ontology annotation, cellular component: extracellular region. Gene Ontology annotation, molecular function: chitin binding; chitinase activity. The transcript has a single exon.